Messenger RNA from Emiliania huxleyi CCMP1516, 456 nucleotides. RefSeq lists its product as hypothetical. Lineage: Eukaryota; Haptophyta; Isochrysidales; Noelaerhabdaceae. The transcript has a single exon. Bases 1 to 456 code for a protein of 151 amino acids. The record is from RefSeq and is a predicted model, not a curated record. Gene Ontology annotation, cellular component: cytoplasm. Gene Ontology annotation, biological process: protein transport.
AUGGGCAACGCCGCCGCGACGCUCGCCAUAUCGCUCGACCAGGAGGCGGCCUACUCGGGAGGAAGCCUCAGCGGCCGCGCCUACCUCUACGUCAAGGAGGAGAUCAAGUGCACCGCGCUCCAGCUCGAGGUCUUCGGCGCGGAGUUUUCUCACGUGCACUGGACGACACAAGAGACCCAUGGCUCGGGGGAGAACAGGAAGACGGUCACCAAGCACCACCAUGCAUACGCACGCCGUCACCUCCUCCGCGUCGUCGUGACGCUCGCCUCCUUUCCGAACGGUUCGCUGCCACCCGGCUCGUACGAGUUCCCCUUCUCGCUUGUGCUCCCGUCAGGCCUUCCGAGCUCGAUGUACGCGGCUGGCGGCGGCGGAAGCUGCAAGAUAUCGUACAGCGUCAAGUCGCACGCCAGGUCGUUGACCUCGCGGCGGGCCGUCGGACGAUCGAGGCAGAGCUGA